AUGGGAGAUUCACAAGCAAAAUAUAAUAUAUGGACUGCGAAGGAGAGCAAUGAAUUAUUAAGACUUAUGGUUGAUGCUGCAAUGCGAGGAUGGCGUGAUAGGAAUGGUGUGUUGAACAAAAGAACAGUGGAAAUAAAAAUACUUCCCACUCUUAAUGCAAAACUUGGGUGUGAAAAGACUUUUGCACAGUAUCAAAGCUGUUUGAAGUGGUUCAAACAACGAUAUAACAACUACUCUAGUGAUGAAGUAUGGGAGGAUUAUUUUAAGUCUCACCCUAAACAUGAACAUUAUCAGACUGAUACUUUUGAGGAUUAUGAAGACUUAAGACUUGUAGUUGGGAAUGGAACUGCUACAGGAAAAUACGCAAUUGGACUUGGAGAUGACAUUGAUGCGAGAACCUUUGAAACAGAAGAAAAUGGGGGUACUAACUUAUUAGAUGAUUACGUGUUUGAUCACAACAGUGGUGAAUUCAUACAAAGCAAUAGGCAAGAAUCUUCAUAUCAGCCUCUAUUUUCUGAGGACCUUGCUUCACCAUUACCAUCUCAACCUAUGAGUUCUGAGGUUCCACAAGCAACUAGAAAACGAGAUAGGAGCGAAUUUGAAGCAAAAUCAAGCACUUCAAAAAAUAUAGACCCAGAUGUUUUAAAUAGGCUCUCUUACACCAUUGAGAAAGCAUCUUCUAAGAUUGAAUUAGUUGGCGUUGCAGAUGAUAACUGUUGGGAUGCUAUAAAACAAGUCCCAAACUUGGAUAAUCGUACUCGUUACAAGGCGCUUGACUGGCUCAAUACUAGAGCAAAGAAGGUGGCUUUCUUGAAAAUGACAAUUGAAGAGCGUUUGGAGUGA
Messenger RNA from Zingiber officinale, 843 nucleotides. RefSeq lists its product as uncharacterized. NCBI's taxonomy places the organism in Eukaryota, Viridiplantae, Streptophyta, Magnoliopsida, Zingiberales, Zingiberaceae. The record is from RefSeq and is a predicted model, not a curated record. The transcript has 3 exons. The coding region runs from base 1 to 843 and encodes 280 amino acids.